Molecule: messenger RNA, 7485 nt
Organism: Marchantia polymorpha subsp. ruderalis
Lineage: Eukaryota; Viridiplantae; Streptophyta; Marchantiopsida; Marchantiales; Marchantiaceae
Source: the annotation of a GenBank genome assembly
GAAGCGGAGGAAGGAAGGAAAUGGGAAUUGGCGUCGUUGUGGUCGAUGGCGGGGGCCGGGCCGGAGGUGGGCAGGGUGAAAAAGGAGAGAGCGGAGCUGCUUUCCGUUCCGCCAUAGCCGGCCCACGCAGAGUUCUCUGUCAUCUUUCCACGUGCUUGCAAUCUUGACCUGCUCGGCUGCCGGCAGUUUCCCGGUGUGGCAAUUUGGUGGAGAGAACGAGUUGGAAGUGGGAGCUUUGUGUUGUCGGAUGUGUGAACGCAAUCGAACGCUGCUCUUCUCUUUUUCUCCUCUCUUUGCUGUUGAUCAUUUUCUGGUGCUCUGUUGUAGUUGUUGUGUUGGAGUUGGUGGUGGUGCUGCUCCUAGGCUGGGCUGGACUGGCUGGGGCCUUGGGCUGGGGUUGUGGUGGCGAUGCUCGCUGGAGUGGGCACAGAAGCAAGUGAGUGGUUUCGGUGUUGGUCGCGGCGGUGAGUGGGAAGAAGCAGACAGAGGAUUUGUGUGUCGAAAGCAGGAGGAGCUGCGAACACGUCGAUCAGAUGCCGGAUCUGACAUGCAAUUCCUUACUAGGGGUGUUUCUGUAGGGCGGAACCGCGUUUUUUCUUACGAAGCAGUGUGUUGUCGCGGAUCGAAGGAAGUGAGACGAGUGAUCACAUGCCCAGCCACUCAUGAUGUAUAUUCUCUUGCGACGCCCUAUUGUUCAACUACGUGCCGAUGGUCACAGUGAUGUGCUGUGAGAGCUGAUGCUGACGGCAUUCAGCGGCUUCUGCAAAACGACGCAUAAAUUACGAGCAGGAGCGAAAGCGGGAGAUUACAAUUGUUUUUUUCUCUCUGGAAUCAGGAACGCUCUUCUUUUCAACCUGCGCUGAAGGUUUCUUCCUCAUUAUGUUGCGGAAAUCUUGUGAAUAAAAAGCGUGUCAGAUGGAGGAGCAAACCAUCUGCCAAGGGCGAAAUGCGUGAAUAAUUGUGCAUCUGUUUUUACUUGCACAGAAGGCUGCAGGGAAAAGGUCAUCAACGAGCAAAGUUUUUUUCAGACCUUGCAGGCAGUUCUCCGCCAGCAGUCUUUUAUCCUCAAUGAGAUCAGCUGAGAUUUAGGGCGAUGGUGUGGAUCCCAUCCUUGUAGCGUUGCUAGUAAGUAACUGCAGCAAUGUCUCCCGCACCAUAUCCUCCGUUGCAUGCCGGAGAUGAUGUGGAUGCGAGCUUUUUUGAUCAGCUGGGAGACGAGUUGGACUUUCCAGUUUCUGAGGGGGUGGCUCACAAACACGAGGAUACAGGGGAUGUGAGUUCAUUGGGAGCUCCUGAUAAUCUGGAGCUUUCAUCUUCUGCUUCUGGGUCAUGGACUAGCUUACAGAAACUGCAGGUAGAAGGACUUGCGCAACAAAGUAGUCAUCAAGAUAGCAAUGCACAGCUGGACUUUGAGCUUGAUGACGCUUUCUCCGAACUUAGCAUCGCCAAGCUUGAUGCUUUAUCUGAUAUCAAACCUCACAGUGGUGAUUUACACAACAUGGGCAAUGGGGAUAUACAUGGGGAGGAUCGGGAUUUAAAUAUGGUCUCUGAUGUGGUACUCACUGGAGAGGAUUCAUUGAGGCCUCUUGCGAAUGGAGGAUACGAAUCUGAGUCAGAUAGAGGGGAUGUGUUUCAGGGCUCCGGAGCUUUGGAAACAUCAAUCUCAACCCCUUUGAACAUUCCUGGGCAGGACGUCGUAUUGCCAGACUCAAAUGUUUCUAGAGAACUGGGUACCAUUCACCCCAGUACCACAGCGUCAACAAUCUCUGAUGCCACAGCGUCGAGCGUGAAGGAGACGUCUACCGCAUCCGUCGCUGAUGAGGAUGUAAAAUCACCUCAAGCCUCAAAGCCACCAAAACUGACCACUGAUGUGACCGAGGUUCAGUGGAGUGACUUUGGAGCGUCGGCUGGAUUUGGCUCAUUCUCUGAUCUCCUCUCAUCAUUCCCUGCAGAUCCUUCUCAGCACCAAGAGGACGGCUGGAACUCAGGUGCGGAUUUCUUCCAGUUAACAGCCGACGCUUCUCAUGAUUUCGGAUCCGCUGUUCUAGAGCAACAAUCAGCCAAUGCUGGUGUUUUUGAUGUGCAACAAACAGUGCCUGAAACUCAAUCCUUCACAUCCCACGUGUCAUCGGAUUUGCAAACGCUAGGGCAGGAGAGUCAAACUUCAGUUAACACAGGUAGCGAAGAACAGACAGCGUACUGGCAGCCACAAGGACAGGAGCAACUGAGCCAAAGUGACCAAGUUGAAUGGCAAAAUCCGUAUCCGGGGUGGUGGUACAAUAAUUUCACGGGUGUGUGGCGACAGGUUGCCUCUAGCGAUAAUGGAGCUGGUGCCGGGUCUUCAUGGGAUACCUCAGGGCAGUAUCAGACCGAAGCUCAAACUGACAUGAAUCAGAGCUACUGGCAAAACCAGGAAUCCAAUGAAGUUCGUUCACAGGAGAAUGAGCAAGUUGUGGCUGGGAAUGGGGACAUCUCGGCUAACCAGUCCGUGGUCGGGGCUUAUGAAAAUGAGUGGACCGAACAAAAUCCGAAUACUUCAGGCCAGUCCAUCGGUUCACACAACCCUCUCUUUGAGGCAUCAGUCGUAGAGCAAACUAACUCAACAUGGUCAGCUAGUGGAGAAAGUGGCGUGGGCGAACAGCAGGUCAGUUGGGAAAGUCAAUACCCAGGGUGGUAUUACGAUCACCAGGCACAAGAGUGGAAAGAGGAAAACCCAUCCGCCCCAAGCGAAGUUUCUGGGACAUCUCAGUUUCCUGAAGCGCAGCAGGAGACUCUACAUUUGCCAGCUAUAACGGAAGAAAAUGGAAGUUAUUCGGAUAGUGCGUAUCAAGGAUACAGUUCCUCACAGUGGUACGGAGGGCAAGAUCAGCAGCAUAUUUCAGCAGGCCAGUACAAUCAGGAGAGGCCCAGUAGCUUCGAUAUCCCGUCAACGUACGCAACGCUGGAUAGUCUUAGCCCCAGUGUUAGCACGUUCCCUGCAACUAUCACUGCAAACCCUACGGCAGCUGAAGUCACCCCUCGACAGUGGACAGGGUCACAGUUGGAUGUCCAGUUUGGACAUGCGCCGUCUUAUAAUCAGGUGGAACAAUCUUUUGGAUCGAAGCAACAUUAUGAGGUAGAGCAGCCUCAGCUAAAUCUGGGGAUUGAACAGUUCAAUUCAGUCCAUCAAGCCCCCUACAACCUGCAACAUAUUGACCCACAGAUAGCACCACCAGUGGUUCCGGAGAGUCUUUACGCUCCAUAUACUUAUCCUACAGCGACAACAUUCACUCCUCAGACCAGCUUCAGCCCUCAAAUUGCCACACAACAAACGCCGGAGGUGCCAUAUAAUCAAUUUGCACCCGCUCAAGUGCCAAGCCAUGGAGCCCCGACAUGGCCCGGUGUUAGUCCUUAUCAGAUGCAGCAGCCCGCUGGCAACUCAUAUCAGACUCAGCACUACUCACAGUAUGCUCAGCUUACGCCUCCGAAAUCCACCGUGGAGGCACUGAGGACGUCUGUUGGUAGGCCACCACAUGUUCUUACGGCUUUCGGAUUUGGGGGAAAGCUUGUCGUUAUGAAGCUGAAAGAUUCCGUUAGUCUUCAUGCGAGUGAUGGGAAGCAGUCUUUUUCCAGUGGCCAAGCAUGGGUGCCUGGACCCAUAUGUGUACACAACUUGAGUCAGAUUGUAGCGCAAAGUGCUGAUCCUGGAAGACAUGAGCCUGGGAACCUCUACUUUAGUUCCCUCAGCCGCCAGACGUUCUCGGGUCCGCUUGCUGGUGGCAGUGUUUCCAACAAGGAGUUGACUAAGUGGCUGGACGAGAGGGGUGCAAAUUGUCGGACUGAAGAGCCGAGCUGUAAAAAUCCAGCAUCCGUGUCGAUGUUAUGGGGCCUUUUGAAGUUGGCAUGUCAGCACUAUGGAAAGUUACGGUCCGCCGUCGGAACAGCGGGAAUAACCUCGCAGGAAGAGGAUGGCCCUGAAGUAGCGCUAGCAAAUCUUCUAACAUCGGGAGUAAAUCAAGGGUCGUGGACGAUGGGAUCCUUUUCGUCUACUGUGUGUCUUCAGCCCAUCCCGUCAGAGCAUCAGUUGCAGAUGACUGCAUCUGAGGUCAAAAAGCUUCUAGUCAUGGGAAAGCGGAAGGAGGCGCUUAAGCAUGCCUUGCAAGGUCAUCUAUGGGGACCUGCCCUUCUUCUUGCCCGGCAACUUGGUGAGAAAUUCUACACAGAUGCUGUUGCACAAAUGGCGCAGUUCCAGUUUUUGCCUGGCUCUCCCAUGCGCACUUUGAGCUUGCUAAUUGCCGGACAGCCAGCGGAGGUUUUCAGUGAGAAGAACAUGCCUAUCACUCUUGGCCCGAAUCCUAUGCAAGGACUUCCGAUGUCGGCGGGUUCUUCACAAGAUGGCUUAGGCAGCAUGUUAGAAGAGUGGCAGGAAAAUCUUUCCAUCAUGGCUGCCAACCGUACCAAUGGAGAUGACCGUGUGAUCUCACAUCUUGGAGAUUGUCUUUGGAAAGCCAAGGGAGAGGUUGCUGCCGCACAUAUAUGCUAUCUUGUCGCAGAUGCAAACUUUGAGGCUUUCACCAGCACGGCAAGGCUCUGUCUGAUAGGAGCAGAUCAUUGGAAAAAUCCCCGUACAUUUGCAACUCCAGAGGCUAUACAGCGGACUGAGAUCUACGAGUAUUCAAAAGUACUUGGCAACCCGCAGUUUAUUUUGGUCCCUUUCCAACCCUACAAAUUGAUCUAUGCAUCCAUGCUUGCUGAAGCUGGGAAGACUAGUGAAGCUCUAAGGUAUUGCCAAGCAGUGUUGAAAACUCUGAAGACAGCAAGUCGUGCUCCUGAAGUAGAAACCUGUCGACAAGCUGCCAUGGCUUUGGAGGAGCGUCUUCGUUAUCACGCACAGGGUGGCCACGCCGUAAAUCUUGCGCCUGGGAAGCUUGUGCGAACCCUUUUCAGCGCACUUGACAGGGGUAUACAUGGUAUUAUCGGGGGCCCUCCACAAUCUUCAGACCAGCCUCAACACAUACCCAAAGUUGAUUCUGUACCCUCCGGUCGAGAUCAAUAUACUACGAACCUGUCCGGCGUUAGUCCUGGCCGAACCCCAGCACCUAUUGUUCCCUCCGCCUCGGCAGGGAAACUGCAAGAAAUCAGCUCUAUGCCACCUCGAAGUGUUUCAGAGCCAGACUUCAGUUCGUCCAUGAAGGAAAAAUCUGUGCAAACAAAAGCAAAUGCCGGGGCUGGGGCAGCAGGUGGUUAUCUCAGAGGUUUGGGUUCAUCACUGUUUCAAAGGGUUGGUUUCAGAAAGAAGGAGGCAAAGUUAGGAGAAAAAAAUAAAUUUUACUACGAUCAAAAACUGAAACGAUGGGUUGAAGAAGGGGCUCAACCUACUCCGGAGGAAGUGGCUCUUCCUCCUCCUCCCACUUCUGCCAAUUUUGUGAGCAAGGUUGACGAACAUAUACCAGAUGUACAGUCUGGAGUUGGAGUUAUACCUGGUCCCAGGACUUUAUCUGGGACACCUCCUGUACCCCCAAGUAAUCAGUUUUCUGCUCGCGCGAAACAAGGUGUCCGGUCGAGAUAUGUCGACACAUUCAAUAAAGGUGGAAAUGCAACAGUUUCCAAGCCUGUGACAUCAUCCUUAUUUCCUACUGCAAAAGCAGCUGGAGCUCCUAUGCAGCCUAUGAGUUUCUUUGUUCCAGGACCAACGCUGGAUAACUUAAAUGGCGCUUCAGCGAAGUCUGAGAAAGGGACUUCUGGUGAAAACACUGAGGAAAAUCACGCUGGAAACUAUGGUGACUCUGCUUCCAGUAUGGAGGAUCGGAUUGAUACAAGUCAAAGUGCAGCUGCUCCAAAUAUGGUCCGGCAGAGUGGGACAAUAACUUCAUCAAUGCAUAGAGUUUCCAGUUUUGAAAGUACCUCUGUUUUUGGUGGUACAGAUCCCAUAGAAGGAAAUGAUAGAACAGGCAGAGGCACGAGCAAUGGUGGGAGUUCUGUUCCAAAUGGUUAUCACUCCAGGGCAAAUUCCUGGGGCGGAUACCCCAGUAAUUUUCAAAAUUCUCAAUUUGUUGCAGAACCGCCACCGAAUCUUGCUCAUGACAACUCCACUGCAGUGACAUCAAUUAGCAUGUACAAUGGUUUCAGUAGUCAGAGCUCAACCACAUCAACUCCUGUAAGCUCGUACUUCCCAUCCGCUCCUACUAAGGUGGAUGGGUAUUACCCACAUUCGGGUGAUGGCUCAGUCGACGCUUCUCUGCCUCCUCCUCCUUCGAUAGAGCCUUUUACAACAUCGAUAGGAUCUGGAGGAUCCGACGGAAGAGCUGUGAGUCAGGCACCAGUUUCUUUUACGGGGGAUGAUCUACAAGAGGUUGAUUUCUAGGGAUGCUUGUGGGUUAAGAAGGGACUAUAUUUUUGUACAACUUUGAUGUGCUGAGGAUGUGAUUUUUCUUCACGACCGCUCGAUGCAAGUGGUAAACACCGCAAAUUCUGCAGUUUGGAGAGAUGUUCACAUACCAUUCUGCAACUGCCAGAAACUGGAUAGAGUUCACAGUGGUGGGAUUGCAGGUGUUGCUUAGUACAUUCUAAAGACAAACUGAGUAGAUUAUGCAGCAAAGCUACAGAUAGUCGCAGUAGUAUUUUGAUUCUUUGGGGUGCAGUUGUCGCUGAGCAGCUAUUGCGAAGUGACGAAUGUUGCACCCCCUGUCAAGAUGGUUGUCCAUCUUCUCCUCCAUUUAAUGUAUACUCAAUUGGCACCUUGUAUCUACAAAUUCUCAUGGGUAGCCGAAGGAGAUUUUUCCAGCCAUUUUGAAAGUCCUGAUAUUUUAUUAUUAGAGUCCUGGAAGGAUGAAAAAGAGUGGGAUGAGGAUUUUGGAACUCAUGCCUACAGACACAUUAUGAACGGGGGACAACAUUUUUUACUGGCUAUCACGGAAAUAUGUUUGGAGAUGCCGUGGAUACUGCAGUAGCACCUUCUAGUAUGGCCAGAGAAGAGGGGAUGAUCUUCUCGUCCCGCCCCCAGUUGAUUUACUUGUAUGUCUUGCUGUGUCAAAUACAGCUGGAUCUUGUACAGCCCUUCGAUUGAUUGAUAAAAUUGGUUGCGUGACUUAUCCUCCAUCUUUACGUUGUCGCCACUCAGAAAUCAUAAUCUUUGACCUUUCCAUGAUAAUAAUACUUAGAUUUAGUGUGUUCAGUAAAAUUUGGUAUGAUCUUGUAACAGUUUUGUCUCAGUUUUGGAGUCUCGUCAAUAAAACAACUCUACCUCCAGUUCAUAUGCAUACUGAAACUAAAGUCAAGCUGUUGGUGUCUUACUAGUUCAUUCGCGAUGUCCCAAGGGAUUUUGCUCGAGUACUUCAUUAAAAACAGCUCUAACACAAUACGCUCUUAUUGACAUAUCUAAGGUUCAUGAAGAGGUGGAGUUGGUGUAAAGCAGGAGUUUUAUGCUUAUAUUGAGUUGUGCGCUUAGUUCGAAUGCGCUCAUCGAGUUCAAACAUGUCUCAACGAACAAAUUUUUUAAAUUUCCGU